This is a messenger RNA of Vigna angularis (adzuki bean), 3321 nucleotides long. RefSeq names its product transcription factor PIF3. The record is from RefSeq and is a predicted model, not a curated record. Gene Ontology annotation, biological process: regulation of DNA-templated transcription. Gene Ontology annotation, molecular function: protein dimerization activity; DNA-binding transcription factor activity. The coding region runs from base 788 to 2968 and encodes 726 amino acids. Lineage: Eukaryota; Viridiplantae; Streptophyta; Magnoliopsida; Fabales; Fabaceae. The transcript has 9 exons.
GUGUGGUUUUGGAAGGGUCCCAGAAACUUAAACCACGACAUCUUCUUUGCGACUAAACCAUGGUUAGAACUUAGAAACCCCUGACUUUCGCACUCUCUUUAUGUUUCUGUCUGUCUCAUUUGUGUCACCGCUAGACACAGUUUUCGUCUGCAUUGCCUCUCUGCAAAUCUUUCGCCGCUUUCUGCGUCCAUUUGGGUCUUCUGAAAUUUUGAGUCUUCUCUUUCUUCGAGCUCAGACACAGUCUCUUAGGCCUCAAAGCUUACUUUUUGAUACUACCCAGUGGUUGUGCAGAUUGGGAAUUAUUACUCCCACUCAAAUAGUAGUGUUGUUGCAUUUGGAUUAGGAAUACCUCGUUGGUAUCUAUUCUCGAGGAACUAAUGCUUUCCAAAAAUUUCGUAUCUCUUUUGGUGCCCAUUUGAGAAGAUUUCACUGGCUUUCAUCCUGAAAUUAUUGGGGUUACAUGGGUUUCCAUGAUCUCAGCCGACAAUCGGUGUCACUAUUGUCGAUGGAACUCAACUGGGUGGUUGUAUUUGCCAAUCUGAAUGCUGCUGAUUAGGGAAAAAAAAAGAGAACCCAAAUAGUUCGAAUCUUUUAAAGUUCCUUACUAUACUUUGCAAGGUUUCUUCUAUGUCUUCCAACCUCAUUUGGAUUCCAAAGGUUUCCCAGUUAAUAUACUAGAGUAUGUUGGAAGCAACAUUGAGGGGUCUGAGUGCCUUAAUUUUGAUUUAAGGCCUUUCUGAGUUUUGGUACUUUGGUUCCGCGGAUCGAUUGAUUCAUCAUCAUCAUCAUGCCUUUGUACGAGUUAUACCGUCUGGCCAGAGAAAAGCUUGGUACAGAGAAUAACAGCACACGUGCAUCUGAUCAAUGUUCCUCACCUGAGAAUGAUUUUUUUGAGCUAGUUUGGGAGAAUGGUCAGAUUUCUAGCCAGGGUCAGUCUAGUAAAGUUAGAAGGAGCCCAUCUUGCAAGAGUUUGCCAUCUCACUGCUUACCAUCUCACAGUCCCAAGGGUAGAGACAAAGAUGUAGGAUAUGGUGCCAACAGGAUUGGAAAAUUUAGAGAUUUAGACUCUGGAUUGAAUGAAAUUUCAAUGUCGGUGCCGUCCCGUGAAGUUGAUUUCUGUCAAGACGAAGAUGUGUUACCUUGGUUUGAUUACCCAACAAUGGAUGGUUCCUUGCAACAUGACUAUGGUUCUGAUUUCCUCCCUGCCCCAACUAGCUUUACUCUAUCGGAUAAAAAAAGUAAUAGCAGUAUGGCUUUGAGGGAUUCUCAUAAAACUUCUGAAGAACAAGGGAAUGCUUUCAAGGAUUCUUCAGCUGAGCAGGUUGGAACUGUCGAGCCCAAAGCUAGCACCAAUCAGUUAUACCCUCCAUCAUUGCAUCAUUGUCAAACAUCUUUUGUAUCUUCAAGAUCCAGAACAUCAGAUAUAACUGAAAAUAACAAUACUAGUAAUGCAAACCAGGAUGCCACCUAUGGCGAAAUUACCAAUUUUCUAUCUUCCUCAAGUGAUUUUUCUAGCCCAAAGGGGAAGAAGCAAGAGCCACCUCUGCCUGGCAAUGGUUCCAGUUCCACCAUAAUGAAUUUCUCCCAUUUUGCUAGGCCUGCGGCAAAGGUAAGAGCUAAUCUUCAGAACAUUGGCUUGAAGUCUGGUUUGUCUUCAGCAAGAUCAGACAGUAUGGAAAUUAAGAAUAAAGAUGCAGCUGCAACUAGCAGCAAUCCUCCUGAAUCAAUUGUUAUUGAUUCAAGUGGUGAAUGUCCGAAGGAACUGACUAUGCACUGUCAGCAGAAUGUGGAUCAAUCCAAGACAGAUUUGAAUACUUCACUGUUGAAAGCUGUUGAACAGAAUGCAGUGCUUUCUAAGCAGUCAGAGACUGCUUGUAAUGAGAGUUCCACUAAGAUUGACCAAAUUGCUGAUCAAGUUCUUGGUGACAGUGGUGCUAAAGGGCAGACAACUGCUGAAAAAAGUAUGGAGGCAGCAGUAGCCUCUUCCUCUGUUUGCUCUGGCAAUGGUGCUGAUAGAGGUUCAGAUGAGCCAAAUAAAAAUUUGAAGCGAAAAAGAAAAGACACCGAUGAUUCUGAGUGCCACAGUGAAACAUUUUACAUGAAGGAUGCUGAAGAAGAAUCAGCGGGUGUUAAAAAGGCAUCUGGAGGGCGUGGAGGUACAGGUUCCAAGAGAACCCGUGCAGCUGAAGUGCAUAACCUAUCUGAAAGGAGGCGAAGGGACAGAAUCAACGAGAAGAUGCGUGCGUUGCAAGAACUCAUUCCAAAUUGCAAUAAGGUGGAUAAAGCCUCAAUGCUAGACGAGGCCAUCGAGUAUCUUAAAACACUUCAGCUCCAAGUUCAAAUUAUGUCAAUGGGAGCUGGUUUAUAUAUGCCUCCAAUGAUGUUACCUGCAGGAAUGCAGCACAUGCAUGCACCACAUAUGGCUCCAUUUUCACCUAUGGGUGUUGGCAUGCAUAUGGGAUAUGGUAUGGGUUAUGGGGUGGGAAUGCCCGACAUGAAUGGUGGAUCUUCAAGAUUCCCUAUGAUUCAGGUGCCCCAGAUGCAAGGAAAUCAUAUCCCUGUCGCCCAAAUGUCUGGACCUACUGCUUUACAUGAGAUGGCCGGAUCAAAUCUUCCAAGGCUCGGGCUUCCUGGACAAGUACAUCCCAUGCCAAUGCCGCGAGCUCCCAUGCUGCCGUUUUCUGGAGGACCUGUCAUGAACUCAUCAGCUCUGGGACUACAUGCUUGUGGAUUGUCAGGACUUGUUGAAACCGUGGAUACAGCUUCUGCAUCUGGCUUAAAGGAUCAAAUGCCAAACGUUGGCCCACUAGUUAAGCAAAGCACUGGUGGCCGUGACUCAACAAGUCAGAUGCCUACACAGAGUGAAACAGCUGUUGUUGGAUUUGAGCAAUCUGCUAUGGUUCAUAACAGCGGUCAUACCUCUGGGGCUAAUGACAAUGGAGCUCUUAAUCCUUGUCCCAGCAGAUAACGUUAUAUCUGGUUAUGAUCCACAAUAAUACCGUGCCUGAUUGAAAUUUUAGAAAACGUGAGUCUUAAUCUCCCUGCAGAUUACCCCAUACAGGAUACUUUAGAGUCAUUGAGGUUAACCCGAUCACAAUAACUGCUGACUGAAUCCUAAUUUCCGGACUUACGAAAUUGCACGGAUUUUGUAAUAUCUUAAGAGGUGCAACUCAUUUGUACAUCCAUUUAGCAACCUGUUCAAUCAAUUGGCAUAGAAAUUCGAUAUAUUUUUACAUAUAUGUAUUCAAGUGUUUGAUCAUAUCUAUCAUAACGAUUCUUUGGUUUAAUGAAAUAAUAGUUUUUUGCCUUUGGCAUCUAUUU